Messenger RNA from Caenorhabditis briggsae, 378 nucleotides. The transcript is spliced from 2 exons. The coding region runs from base 1 to 378 and encodes 125 amino acids. NCBI's taxonomy places the organism in Eukaryota, Metazoa, Nematoda, Chromadorea, Rhabditida, Rhabditidae. The record is from RefSeq and is a predicted model, not a curated record.
AUGACCUCCUACAAAACUCUCAUUGCUGUUCUCUUCGUCACAAUUGCUGCAAUGUCCUCGGCUCAAAGUACAUCGGCGCCACCAACAGCACCUCCUGCAACUCAAUCACCAGCAACUCAACCACCAGCUACUCAACCACCAGCUACACAAGCAUCAAAUACUGCUGCUCCAUCUUUUCCUUCCUCUGGAGCUCCAUCGACGGGAGCCGUUCAAGCAAGCUCAACUGUUCCAAAUGUCGACCCCAACACUUCAAAUGCCCCAACUGGAAACAAUACUGUUGAAGCCACAACAAUCACAAUUGGAACCUCCACAAAAUCCGCACACGGAAUCUCCGCCUUCCUUUCUGUUGUUCCAAUCGCCAUCUCAAUGCUCAUCUAA